Molecule: messenger RNA, 6584 nt
Organism: Anguilla rostrata (American eel)
Lineage: Eukaryota; Metazoa; Chordata; Actinopteri; Anguilliformes; Anguillidae
Gene: wdr90
Product: WD repeat domain 90
Exons: 43
Coding region: 362-5899 (1845 amino acids)
Cellular component (GO): centriole
Molecular function (GO): protein binding
Source: RefSeq, a predicted model, not a curated record
GGUCAUGGAAACGGCGGUAUCUGCCGCGGGAGUAUGAAGAGUGUUUACAGUUGGAGGAGCGGAGUUUGCUAGCACACUGAAGGAAGCAUAUCGUUGCCGAAAUAAAAUCGUUUGUGAUUAAGACGGAUCUUAUGUUAGCUACUUAAAAAUGGCUCAACCGAUGCCAGUUUUUACGUCAGGUCGCUAUGAAAAGAAUACAUAUCUAGUUGGCUACUGUUCAGGAGCAAGUCACACUGCACAGUCGCUAUCUAACUUAACCCGUUGACUAUAAGUUAGAUACUUAGCCAUAUAACGCUAGCAAAGAAAAUUGUCCUAGCUAGUAAUAUAGCUGUAUAUUCGUGAAUGAAUCCCUUCCGUUGCAAUGUCGUCUAGAGUUUGGCAGCAUCCUUACGUCAAUAUCUUUAAACACGUGAAGAUAGAGGAAUGGAAGAAAUCAACCAGAGAAGGAGAUGUGACCACCUAUAUGGACAAAACAUUAAAGUGUUCAGUUUUUCGCAUACGUGGAUCAAUUCCAGCCAGCACCUACAUCCUGGUGCCAAAGACAAGUACCCAAUCGCUUGGACUGACUGGACGCUACUUCUACCUGCUAUUCAGACCCAGCCCUACCAAACACUUUGUGGUGCAUUUGGAUGUGGCUUCUCAGGAAAGUCAGGUGAUCCGCAUCUCCUUCUCCAACAUGUUCAAGGAGUUCAAGUCCACAGCCACCUGGCUUCAGUUCCCCUUCCUGUGUGGAGCUGCUAAAGGCUCAGUGUAUGAGAGCACGGCUAAAGCAGCCAGGCAUGAUUUGGUGGGCCCGGCUCCUCCCACGGUGCGCUGGACCUGCCUUUUGAUAGACCUGCAGUAUGUCCUCUCCGUCUACCUCAACCGCCGCCACAGCCACCUGAAGAGUGUGAAGCUGUGCGCCAACAUGUCUGUAAAGAACAUGUUCACCAGCGACCUGCUGUGUGACCCAGAGCUGUCUUUCAAUGAAGCCAAACAUGCAGGAACAGGAUCUGGGAAAGGCGCUGGUCCAAUGCCGCGUGAAAUGUGCUUCCCUGUGCCCAAGGGAGAAAGCUGGCAUGAUCUAUAUGACUUCAUCAGGUUUCCUUCUGAUGGAGCCAAGAUGCCUUUUGAUUCAAUUCAGAAAGGGUGUACCAGUCCAACAAUUGGUUCCACAACAUCUGAAAACCCUGUUCGUCAGGUUUCCAUCAGCAAGCCUGUGAAGGACAGGGUCUCUCUUAUCCAACAAAUCACCAGCCCCAAACAUCGCGCCAGGUAUCACGUCCCUUUGGUGACCGCCAGCGUGCCUGAGCUGGGCAUUCGGCCCGUCGUGCCAGGGCGCAGGGAGCUGCAGGACACCUGGCAGGAUCCGGGGGAGGACGGGAGUCAGCCACAGGACCCGGACAGCCUGGACGAGGACGACACGCCCAGGAUGCUGGGUAUGGAAAACGAGGGCGUGCACGUCUUUGUGCACAGAGACGAUGGAGUCGCCCUGCAAAGAGAGGACAGUGAAGGGGAGGAGAUGGUGUGUACCACGGUCCCACGGCCAGUUUCCCUGCCUUUGAGGAAAGCGUCAGAGCGGCUGAAACUGCAGCCGGACCCCAUCCUGAAGCUCAACAGAAUCAUUGGCUUUGGAGGGUGCACCACCAAAUGUGCACUGUGGACCAAAUCUGGAGAUGCGGUGGUGUACCCCUGUCAUGCCGUGAUCGUCUCGAUGAAGAUCUCCUCUGGACAGCAACGGUUUUUCAUUGGGCACACGGACAAAGUGUCAGCGUUGGCGUUCAACGGCGCCUGCACUGUCCUGGCGUCUGCGCAGAUGGGCAAUCAGAGCAUCGUGCGUGUGUGGAACUACCUCAAUGGCAGCUGCCUGGCCAUGUUCAAAACCCACGCGCACUCUCUGUCCUCUCUCAGCUUCUCCCACAGCGGUGGGGUUCUGUGUGGAGUAGGCAAGGACAGCCACAGCAAAACGCUGGUGGUCGUGUGGAACACGCGGCGGGUCACCAAAGGAAAAGAGGUGGUGGUUUUGGCCAAGGCUCACACGGACGUGGACGUGCACACCAUGAAGAUCGCUUUCUUCGACGACACCAGGAUGGUGUCCUGUGGGAGGGACAACGUGCGCCUGUGGCGCGUGCGAAGCGGGUCCCUGCGCUCCUGCCCGGUGAACCUGGGCGAGUACCACGCCCUGGACUUCACGGACGUGGCUUUCGAGGAAGGGCACUGCGCGGACAAGGAGCCGGAGGACCGCACGCUGUUUGCGAGCAGCAGAAGCGGUCACAUCCUGGAGAUUGACUACAAGAGUGUGUCGAUCAGGAACGUGCGGCGCCUGGUCCCUGCGCAGCAGGUGCACUCGGAGCGCAGGGAGAAGCAGACCUUCAGCACCGGCCCCGGCAUCGCCGUGAACAGCAUCAGCGUUUCCUCGGCCUUCUGUGCCACGGGCUCAGAGGACGGCUACCUGCGCCUCUGGCCUCUGGACUUCUCCAGUGUUUUUCUUGAGGCCGUGCAUGAGGGGCCAGUGAGCCUGGUGGCGGUCAGCGAGGAGGGGCUCAGCGUGCUGGCGGCCACCAGCACGGGGAACCUGGGCUACCUGGACGUUAGCAGCCGCAAGUACAGCACGCUGAUGAGGUCACACACCGACACCGUGCUGGGCUUCUGCGUGGACGGCAUCCGCAGGCGCAUCACCACUGCCUCCCGCGACGGCAGCGUCCGCAUCUGGGACCUGGACUCCCUGCAGCAGCUAUAUGACUUUGUCUCUGAGGACGUGCCCUGCUCGGUGGCCUUCCACCCCAGUCAGCAGGUGUUCUCCUGUGGCUCCAGCUCCGGGAUGGUGCGGGUCUUCAACAUUGCCAGUGCCAACUUGCUGGCAGAGCACAAGCAGCACAGGGGAGAGGUGAUCGGCCUGGCCUUCUCCCCUGACGGGGAGUUCAUGUACAGCGCCGGCUCUCUGGGCUCUCUGGUUCUCUAUAACGCCUCGCAGGACGACCACCACAUCCUCAGAGCCCUGGGUAACGUGGUGGCGCGGGGCGUGGAGCGCAGUCCGGACGCCCUGACGGUGAGCAGCGACAGCCGCUGCCUGGCGUUCGUCGGGCCCUCGGAGCACAUCGUCACCGUCAUGGACGCUCGCUCCCUGGAUGAGCUGCUGAGGGUGGACGUGAGCAUCCUGGACGUGGAGAGCACCAGCCUGGACUCGGCUGUGAAGGUCUGCUUCCCCCCCGCCUCCACCGGGCACCUGCUGAUCGCCACCUCCGCCAACAAGAUCCUCUGGCUCUAUGCCAAAACGGGGAGGCUGCUGAGAGAGGUGUCCAGCGUGCACAAGCAGCAGUGCAGCUCGCUGGCGGUGAGCGAGGACGGCCGCUACCUGCUGAGCGCGGGGCACAGGGUGCUCAAAGUGUGGGACUACAGGAUGCAGCUGGACGUCAACGCACAGGUAUUCAUUGGCCAUUCCCAGCCCAUACAGCAGGUGAGCUUCACUCCGGACCAGCUGGGUGUGGUCAGUGUGGGGGAAGCUGUCUUCUACUGGGACUUCAUGGCCCAUUCAGAGGAGUCAGUGAAGAGGAGGAGCCCUUCUCCUGUUGUUAGGUCUGCCUCUCCUUUUAAAUCAGAAGAUAAUUUGCGGAGCAUCAGUCCGAUGCUGCUGUCCAAUGGGAUGCCUCGACAGACUGUGCCCCUCCCAUCAGCCUCCCCGCCGUGUCUGGACAUCAGCUCUAUGAACAGAAACAGCCUUGAAGCCCUGUCUGCGUGUGAGGGCUCAGAGGAGGCGGAGCCCCUCGCUGCCCCGUCCCCUGCAGUGUCGGGGUCCUUCCUCCGGGUCACAGAGAUGGCAGUGAGCGGGGACGGAGCCAGCCUGAGGAACGGAGUCACCUGUCACUCAGUGGAUAAAGUGGAGGAGAAGCCGUCAAUUCGUCCUGAUUCCUACAGGCACUUCACUCCGCGCUUCAAGACCUCUGUCCUGGAUCAGGGUGCCGCGGCUCCCCAGGCUGGAGAGGAGGGCCUGAAGCUGAAGGCUGUGAUUGGAUACAACGGGAACGGGCGGGGCAACAUGGUCUGGAAUCCAGACACGGGUCUGUUCGCGUACUCCUGCGGCUGUGUGGUGGUGGUGGAGGACCUGCACACGGGCUCCCAGAGGCACUGGCUGGGCCACGCCGAGGAGAUCUCCAGCCUGGCCGUGGCCAACGACGCGCAGACGGUGGCUUCGGCGUCGGCGGGCAGCGGCGGCUCCGCCAGCCUCAUCUGCAUCUGGAGCGUCCGCGACGGCGCCUGCAAAAAUACCCUCUCUCACCACAAGGGGGAGGUGCAGGGCUUGGCCUUCUCCAGAGACGACCUCUACUUCCUGUCCAUUGGAGACUACACGGACCCGGGGGUGGCGCUGUGGAGCACCAGGACGUACCAGCUGCUGUCCAGCGUCGGCCUCCAGCAGCCGCUCCACGAUAUGGCCUUCAGCCCCUUCGCUGCCAGCCAGCUUGCCUGCGUGGGGAGCUCUGGCGCCCUCUUCUGCCUCAUCGAGUCAAACGGCCUGGAUGUGCAGCUAAAGGUGCAGACUGCCCCUGUGCCAGACGAGGUGGGGGAGGUGGAGCUGACGUCGCUGUGCUACGCCGACGGCAUCCUGUACACGGGCACCAACAGCGGGCGCGUCUGCGCCUGGGACUGCCCCUCCCAGCGCUGCUUCAUGACCUGGGAGGCGGACGAGGGCGAGAUCGGGGUUCUGCUGUGCAGGGAGAACCGCCUCCUCACGGGCAGCAACACUAAGAGAGUCCGGCUGUGGGCGGUGGCGGCCGUGCAGGGGAUGAGGCCUGGGCUGGAGACCUCCGAGGGCAGCAACGCUAUGGUGCUGCUGGAGCAGGAGAUGACCCUGGACGGGACGGUGGUGAGCGCGGCCUUCGAUGACGUCAUGGACAUGGGCAUCGUGGGCACCACCGCGGGCACCCUCUGGUACAUCAACUGGGUGGAGAACACCAGCAUCCGGCUCAUCAGCGGGCACAAGAGCAAGGUGAAUGACGUCCUCUUCAGCCCGGACGAGAGUAGCUUCGCCACGUGUGGGGAGGACGGCAGCGUGCGGGUGUGGUCGGCACCUAGCAACGAGCUGCUGGUGCAGUUCCAGGUUCUCACUCAGAGCUGUCAGUGCAUCUGCUGGAGCCCAGAGCUGGGCUCCUCCAAAGGAGGCCAGUUCAUUGCGGCGGGGUACAGCGACGGGACUCUGCGCAUCUUCCGAUUGGCCACCUCUGAGAUGGAGCUGAAGCUGCACCCCCACCCCGUGUCCGUCACGGCCGUGCAGUACUCUGCAGCUGGCCAGGUGCUUCUCUCAGGCGGUAAGGAUGGCCUGAUGGCCAUCAGUAGCCCCCUCACCGGGAUGACCCUGCGCAUCAUCAGCGAUCACAAGGGGGCGCCCAUCAGCACCAUUCAGUGCGUCAAGAGGAAGUGCAUAGAAUUUGGACUUGAAGGAAAUGAGAUGUGGUUGGCUGCCAGUGCGGACAGGCGUGUCAGUAUCUGGGCGUCUGAUUGGACGAAAGACAAGUGUGAGCUCCUGGAUUGGCUCACCUUCCCAGCCCCUACCAGCCCUGAGGCUCCCGACAGCCUGCCCCCCAGCCUGGCUGCUUUCUACCCCAGUGACUCGGGCAUAGUGUUGUACACAGGAUACGGAGUAGAGAAGGAAAUGUCAUUCUACAGCCUGUCCAAGAAACAGGUGAUUAAGAAGAUUGCUUUGUCUCACUGGGCAACAUGUCUGGGCCUCUCGCCCAUAGGUUCUCUUGUCGCUGUUGGUUCUAACGAACGCCUGUUGAAGCUCAUCAAGUCCACUAGCGGAAAGUUCCAGGACUUUCCCACCCACAGUGACUCUUUGCAAGUGUGUCGGUUCUCCCCUUCAGGGAAGUGCCUGUUCACAUCAGCCUACAAUGAGAUCCUGCUGUGGGGGGUGCAUGGGCUUUAGGCAAGGGGCUCCAAGGAGCCUCAUGCUGCAGCAUCCAGGCCACAGCAGCACUGCAUCUCUUCAGCCUCAGUCUGAGCCGUAUUAGAUCGCCUUAUCAUCAGUGGGUUACUGGCUCUGCCCAGCCAUUCAUUUGUAUGGACGAGCUGAAGCUGGUGAAUGGAUGGAUUUUGAAUUUAGAAUUCAAAAUUUUAAGUAGUUCUUGCUUAUAGGUUUGGACAAAGAAAAUGCCUGUUUUGUGGGUUCUGUGAAGGAUUUUUUUUAUUUGUUGCACAUUUAAUUUAUUUCUUCAAGAAAUUUCUUGAAUUUUAUUUCUCGAUCCACCAGAUGUUUGGGUCUUGAUGCCUUUCCUUCUCCAUGGUUCUUACACAAUUACAUGAGAAUCUUUCUCUGACAUCACACGCCUGAUCCUUCCUUGGAAUUUCUUGUAGUUUACAUUAAAUUGAACUGGUGUUGAGACCGAGAUAUAGUAUAGUUUUCAGAAUUUAGUUGGGGACAAAAUGAAUUCCUCUGGCUUUUAUUUCCAAUCUCAGAUACAGUAUCUUAUCUGACCAGAGUGAUGAAGAAAUACUUGAAUUAUGAAUGUAAUACAGUUUGCUUAUAGCUGGAGAAGAGCAUGUACCAGUUUUGGUCACAAGUGUAGGAAUGUUGUGCUCAUGUUUUUAAUAAAGUUUUUUAUAGAAAGAAA